AUAUGUUGAAAGCCAAUAAUAAGAAAAUAGAUGUCAAUAAUUUAAACUUUGAUCGCUUAUAUACCCUUGAAGAAUUUGAAUUCAUAAAUGACCAGCUCAAGACACGCACUCUAGAAAUUGACAGACAACCAGUUAACCUUUUUAAUCUUGAUAAGAAUGGCAAGCUUAUUCCUAUACUGCAAUCACACUAUUCCAGAGAGAUAGUUGUUGCUGAGAUUGUUAGACAGCUUGGAGAGUGGAAUAUUUGGACAAAGCAAAAUAGGGCGUUACCUUAUUACAGGGAGGAUUUGAUUUUGAUGUUGGGUGUG
Molecule: messenger RNA, 308 nt
Organism: Dentiscutata heterogama
Lineage: Eukaryota; Fungi; Glomeromycota; Glomeromycetes; Diversisporales; Gigasporaceae
Source: the annotation of a GenBank genome assembly